Molecule: messenger RNA, 2136 nt
Organism: Lotus japonicus
Lineage: Eukaryota; Viridiplantae; Streptophyta; Magnoliopsida; Fabales; Fabaceae
Product: protein NRT1/ PTR FAMILY 4.5-like
Exons: 6
Coding region: 130-1896 (588 amino acids)
Biological process (GO): transmembrane transport
Cellular component (GO): membrane
Molecular function (GO): transmembrane transporter activity
Source: RefSeq, a predicted model, not a curated record
AUAUGCAUAUGCUAGUUGCUAGCUACUAGCUAGUAUAUAUAAGGCAGAUAUAUUGGUUUUCCUAUUACCAUUAUAUUUUUCUACUAUAGUUCUCCUCUCUUAGAAUUGGCCAUAAAGUUUAGAGCCAUAAUGGAGGAAGAACUAGUUGAUGGAAAAGUUGAUUGGAAAGGAAGAAAAGCUUUGAAACACAAGCAUGGAGGGAUGAAAGUUUCUACGCUCAUCCUAGCUACGUUUGCUUUCGAAAACAUGGCAUCUUUCGCACUAGCAGUGAACUUGUUGUCAUACUUCACUAAGAUUAUGCAUUAUGAACUAUCAGAUGCAGCUAACAUGGUCACCAACUACAGUGGUGUUAGUUACAUGCUCUCCAUUGCGGUGGCCAUUGUUGCUGAUACCUUGAUUGGCAGAUACAAAACGGUUCUUAUUUCUGGCUUCAUUGAGUGCUUGGGACUGACGUUGCUCACAGUGCAAGCACACUUCGCUAGCCUGAAGCCACCUACAUGCAACCUGUUUGAUAAAAAUGCCCAGUGUGAAAAACUGAGUGGCAAAAAUGAAGCUUUUCUCUUAAUUGGCCUCUACUUGUUGGCCUCCGGAAGUGCAGGUCUCAAAUCUUCUUUGCCAGCACAUGGUGCUGACCAGUUUGAUGAAAGAGACCCCAAAGAAGCAAAGCAAAUGUCUAGCUUCUUCAACGCUCUCUUAUUAGCACUUUGCAUUGGUGGUGCAAUCAGCUUAACUUUUUUUGUGUGGAUACAAGACCAUAAGGGAUGGGAUUGGGGUUUUGGCAUGUCCACCAUUGCUAUUGCUUUGGGUACCAUUGUCUUCGCCUUUGGAUUGCCACUAUACCGGAUUCAUGUUGCACAAAGAACCAAUCCCAUUAUUGAGAUCAUACAGGUCUAUGUUGCUGCAAUUCGCAACAGAAACCUUCCCCUUCCUGAAGAUCCAGAAAAUCUAUAUGAGAUUGAACAGGACAAAGAAGCUGUAAUGGAAAUAGAGUUUCUACCUCAUAGAGACAUUUUCAGGUUCUUAGACAAAGCAGCCAUCCAAAGAGAAUCUGAUAUGGAGCUAGAGAAACCAGAGUCUACAAGCCAAUGGAAACUAUGCAGAGUCACCCAAGUAGAGAAUGCCAAAAUCAUUCUAAGCAUGGUCCCAGUAUUCUUGUGCACAAUCAUAAUGACCCUUUGCCUAGCACAGCUCCAAACCUUCUCAGUCCAGCAAGGUUACACCAUGGACACCAAAAUCACCAAGGACUUCAACAUCCCUCCAGCAUCCCUCCCAAUCAUCCCGGUCAUCUUCUUAAUCGCAAUCAUCCCUUUCUACGACCGAAUCUGUGUGCCUCUUCUGAGAAAAUUCACCGGCAUUCCCACAGGAGUCACCCACUUGCAGCGCAUAGGCGUCGGCCUAAUACUCUCUUCCAUCUCCAUGGUAAUUGCAGCAAUCAUAGAGGUGAAAAGGAAAGCAGUUGCAAGAGACAACAACUUGCUUGAUGCUGUGCCUCUGCUUCAGCCAUUGCCCAUAAGCAUUUUCUGGCUUUCUUUUCAGUACUUUGUGUUUGGCGUAGCUGAUAUGUUCACCUAUGUGGGGCUUCUUGAGUUUUUCUACUCACAGGCACCAAAAGGGCUUAAGGCCACAUCAACAUGCUUCCUUUGGAGCUCUAUGGCAGUUGGCUAUUUUCUGAGUAGCAUAUUGGUCCAAGUAGUGAAUAGUGCAACCAAGAAUAUUACUGCUAGUGGAGGCUGGUUAGCAGGGAACAAUAUCAACAGAAACCAUCUGAACUUGUUCUACUUGUUCCUUUCCAUUCUGAGCUUGAUCAACUUCUUUAUCUAUUUGAUUGUUUCCAAGAUGUACAAGUACAGGCCUCAAGAACCUUUGGUUAUAAGUGAUGACAAGUCUGAGAAGUGAAUGUGAGGUGUAAAAGGUUCUAACUAUGGUUAACAAAUAUAAAUUGCAAAAGUUGUGUGUUGUGCUCUUAUAGUUAUCUUUUACCUGUCAAUCAAAUGUAUGUGAGAAAAAUAUCUAGAGGUCUACAUGUUUCUUUUCAUUGUAAGUUCAUGGGUUAGAGCUAUUGUUUCAGAGAAGUCAAUGAAGCUCUUGUAUUAUCACAGUAAACUCUUGAUGCAUACUAAUUGUUGUUAUUUUUUC